UCUCCACCAUGACGUCGCGCAGUCGGCCGUAGCCCUGUUUUGUUUGGACCCUCCUCACAGCUUUUCUGCCACACAGCCGGCGAAUUAAACCUCUGCCCCCGGGGAAACCAUGGCCGAAGAGGCCUCGGAAUCCGCCCGGCCGCCUCAGCACGAUGGGCUGCUCCAGCAGCGUGUGGAGGCUUUGGAGCAGGAGCGGGCCGAGUUCCUGAAGCUGAAACAGCAGUUGGAGAUGGAGUUCAAUCAGAAACGGGCCAAGUUUAAGGAGCUGUACUUGUCUAAAGAAGAGGAGCUGAAGCGACAGGCUGCAUCUCUGGAGAGCGCCCAGGCAGAGCUGAGCCACAUGCAGGCCCAGUUGGCUGAGUCCAAAGCCGAGAUGGAGAACAUCAAAGCUGUUGCCACUGUCUCUGAGAGCACCAAGCAGGAAGCCAUCGACCAGGUCAAGCAACAGUGUCAGGAGGAGGUGGUUUCAUUACAGGCCAUCAUGAAAGAAACAGUGCAGGAAUACGAGGUGCAGUUCCACCAGCGGCUAGAGCAGGAGCGGGUCCAGUGGGCACAGUACCGCGAGGGAGCAGAGAGAGAGAUCGCUGAACUCCGCCGCCGCCUGUCUGAGGGUCAGGUGGAGGAGAACCUGGAGAAUGAAAUGAAAAAGGCUCAGGAAGAUGCAGAGAAGCUUCGUUCUGUGGUAAUGCCAAUGGAGCAUGAAAUUGCAGCUCUAAAGGCCAAGCUGACGAGCUCAGAAGACCGGGUGAAGGAACUGGAGGCUGCUAAGGUUAAGGAACUCAACCAUGUUCUGGAAGCAGAAAAGUCUUGCCGGACUGAUUUGGAGAUGUACGUGGCUGUCCUCAAUACCCAGAAAUCUGUCCUCCAAGAGGACGCAGAGAAGCUACGAAAAGAGCUCCAUGAAGUGUGUCACAUGCUGGAGCUGGAGCGGCAGCAGCACAACCAGCUGAAGCAUACCUGGCAGCGUGCCAACGACCAGUUCCUGGAGUCACAGCGUCUGCUCAUGCAGGACAUGCAGCGCAUUGAGAGUGUGCUGUCUUCCGAACAGCUGCGGCAGGUCGAGGAGAUGAAGAAGAGGGACCAGGAGGAAGAUGAGCAGCAGCGAAUCAGUCAGGCUAAAGACGUGGGUGAGGAUGAUGGACCAGAUCACGCAGAGGCAGCAGAAGACUCUCUUCUUGGUCUUUCUAUAGAGGAGUCCCACCUGAACCAUAGCAUCCACAGCUCUUUACACUCGCUGGACGAGGACACUCCGGGCCGUCCGGACUCAUCCGACCCCUACAAAGAUGGCUUACGGCGGGUCCAGUCCACAGACAGCCUGGGUUCAUCCGGGAGUACCUUGCAAACCCAGGGCCUGGGCGGCCACAAUCACAAAGCCAAGUCAGCCAGCAACCUGGAUGAGUCUGACUUUGGGCCGCUGGUCGGGGCGGACUGUGGUGGAUUUGAGAGCCCUGAUGUGUCCUCCAUCGCCUCACUGCCCACACCCGGCCACUUCCUCCUCACAAAGGACCAGGAGAAAGCCAUCAAAGCUAUGACUCCAGAGCAGGAGGAGACAGCCUCACUGCUCUCCAGCAUUUCACAAUGUCCAGACUCAACGUAUCUGCCUCCAUCUGGCUACCGCCUAGUCAGUGAGACAGAGUGGAACCUGCUCCAGCAAGAGCUGAAGAAUGCAGGGAGGAAGUUGGGCAGACGGUGUGAUAUGUGUUCCAACUAUGAGAAACAGCUUCAAGUCAUCCAGGGACAGGAGGCAGAGACGAGAGAUCAGGUGAAGAAGUUGCAGGCAAUGAUUCGACAGGUCAAUGAACAGUUGGAGAGAACAAUGAAGGAGAAACAGGAGUUGGAAGACUCUGUAAAGCAGGGCAAUGAGGAAACCAGUACUAAGGUCACAGCACUAAUGCUGAAAGUCCAGGAGUCAGAGACUACACUGGGUGCACUCCAGCAAGCCUUUAGCCAGGCCAAGAGGAACACACAAGAACAGAUGGCUGUGCUGCUGCAGUCCCGGGAACAGGUAGCGGAGGAAUUGAGCAGGUUGCAGAGGGACAAUGAGAGUCUACAGGGCAAACACAGGCUUCACCUCGCUUUGCAGCAACAAGAGGAUUUUAACAUGCCCACUACCAUUCAGGAACUACAGUCAUUGGUACUGCAAUUCCGGGAGGACAUAGUAUCAGUGCGCACAGCAGCAGACCACCUGGAGGAGAAGUUAAAGGCGGAGAUCUUAUUCCUAAAGGAGCAGAUCCAGGCGGAGCAGUGUCUGAAAGAGAACAUGGAGGACACACUACAGCUAGAGAUUGAAGGAUGCAAAGAGGAAAUAGACAUCCUGGAAGCAUCCUUUUCUAGCCUGAAGACAGAAUUGGAGCGAGUGAAGAGUGAAAAAGAGCAGAUGGAGAGCAGUUUGGCUGAGAAAAGCCAGGCAUUAGAAAGUCUACAGAGCCUGAAGAGCAGCCUGGAGGAACAGCUUAAAGAUACACUCUCCAGCAAGAGCACUCUUGAGAGUCAGGUGUUUGACGAGAAGGAUAAAGCACAGCGGCUGCAGACGGAGCUGGACGUCAGUGAACAGGUCCAAAGAGACUUUGUAAAGCUGUCCCAGACUCUCCAGGUCCAGUUGGAGAGGAUCCGUCAGGCUGACUCAUUAGAUCGUAUCCGGGCCAUUCUCAAUGAUACCAACCUGACAGACAUCAGCCAGCUUCCUGAGACAUGAUGCUCCCACCCACUCUCCCACCCAGAUUAUUAUUAUUAUUAUUAUUAUUAUUAUUAUCUUCCCCUUGCUUACUCACAAAACCCACACACAUGCGUUCAUCCCUGUCUUUCCCCCGGCUCUGCAGUCCCAACACAUUGCAGCAUCUCCUCCAACUUAUAUGAACAGACUCGGGGACAAUGGGAGUGGCCUGAGCUUUUUAAAACACUCUUAUCUUUCGCCCCAAAGUGUGAAGUCUUCAAGACCUGAGGCUGCGCACCCUGGAGAAACACUACGAUUAUCUACUGCUGCUGCUGGAAGAUGUGAUCUGAGAAAUAGACUGAUGUGUUUAAAGAAGCGUAGGGUGCUGCUCUCUUUUGGUGAUCUUAGGAUUUCAUAAAAUUUUAAAAGGCUACCCGAUAUCAUCAACUUCUCAUUCAGGUUGAUGUAGAUUCUAUUGGUUUCAUAGGUUGGCGAUCUAUGGGAUUUAAUGGAGUCCUAAUAUUAAUUUUCUCUAUUGUUUUGAUUUUUCCCACCUCUAUUUCCUCUCUCCUCUCAUGUUUCCUGGCUUGUUUCCCUACUUCCACUCCAUCUACUGAGUCUAAAGGCAGGGAUUUAAUGAAGGAGACAGAUUCACUAGUAUUUGUACAUACCUUGUAAACAGAAUAUAUAUGUAUAUUGCAUCGAGUUAAGUUAAUUUGUUAAGUAUGUGUGCUCCCCGUCUCCCCCUCUUAACAUUCUUCUCUUCAGAGUCGCGUGUUCAGUCCAUGAUUCAUUUAAUAGAAGUGUGAUUUCUUUGCCGGUGUGGGUUCCGUAACUUGGCCCUUGCUCUCUUUCCGUUUUACUUCACCUGUGUUUUUGUCUACAUUCAGCACAAAAAAAAAACCUGAAAAAGGUUCAAGCCACGCUGAUUUUCUUUACUAAACCACAUUUUACACAAACCAAUUGAGGACCUCCAUAAGAUCCAACUUCAAGCUGUGAUUUCUUCUCUCUUUUCAUUUCAGCCAGUUGACUUCUCUUUACUGGUACCAAGUGCUGUUUUUGGCAACAUUUGGCUUUUUUCGUUCACUACCCUUAAGUUUCUACAUGGUGGUCUGAUGAUUUUUGGCUCUACUGUCUAAUCUAGUUUUCUGUGCUCGAUAUUCUGAUGUCAUUGACUCAAUGUGCAAAGAGGUUCAGUGGACAGUGGCAUUGAUGCCAUUGAUCUCCCCUCCACUCCACAUGACCACAACAAACUUUCUGUACGUCCAAUGAGAGUAAGUACACUAUGCGUCUAGCUAGCUGCUGCUAUCUUCAUGUCUUUUAGCGUCCAGUGCUACUGAUAGGCUCAUUGAGUUGAAUACUAUGUGUUCACCAUGCUAAAAACAGAAAAGAAAAGAAAAAAAAAAACACAGUUAACCUAUGUGUAUGUGUCUCGCGUGCAGUGCAGGAUGAAUGAGAACUGCAUAUGAAAUCUUUCUGAACCAAAGUUAAGUGAUAUGUUAGCCUGAAUUAUUCAGGGCAGCAUAUUUGAGUAGCAAAAAAUAUAAAAAGGGCGAGAGAGGUCAGUACAGUUUUGUGUAGAGGGGGGAAAAAAGGCAACAUUUAUGUAUCUGUCUUGUGGAUUAGAUUAUGGUCACAGAGCAUCAUCUGGCUGCUUCUCAAAAACACUUAACUCAUGAGGAAACUUUUGGUUUUUGGAUCCGCUGCAUUUUUUUGUUUGACAGCUGAAGUGUUUUUAGAUUAGUAAAUGUACUUUUUUUCUGACAGCAGUUCACAUGAGGUGAAAUGGCACAUGGUUUUCUUGCCCUGCUGAUCUUGGCCAGACUGCUUAGUAAUAAUUUUUCCAAUCUGGCGAGCUUCAUUGGAAAGUCUUUUUUUUUUUUUUUUUUGCAUAGUGCUACUGAUGUUUACAGGCAGUGCAGUUGUGCUUGAAAACACAGCUGUACUUGUCCCAGAAGUGUGUGGGACAAGAUUUGAUUUAAAGAUGGAUGUUCUGCUGUAAACUUAUGUAUGCAGCCACACUCAGAGCCAGCCCCAGGUUCUGGAAGCUCUGGAAGCUUUGGAAUCAUCCUUAGUGGUUAUAUGGCUUGUAGGAAUUCAUGAUCUGCACACAAAUGUACUUUUUUUUAA
This is a messenger RNA of Astyanax mexicanus (Mexican tetra), 4783 nucleotides long. RefSeq names its product rabaptin, RAB GTPase binding effector protein 1 (gene rabep1). The record is from RefSeq and is a predicted model, not a curated record. Gene Ontology annotation, cellular component: intracellular membrane-bounded organelle. The coding region runs from base 110 to 2695 and encodes 861 amino acids. Gene Ontology annotation, biological process: endocytosis. Lineage: Eukaryota; Metazoa; Chordata; Actinopteri; Characiformes; Acestrorhamphidae. The transcript has 19 exons. Gene Ontology annotation, molecular function: GTPase activator activity; growth factor activity.